GCGGAGUUUGCUUUCUUGCUUGCUUCUUGCUUCUUGCUUUCUUGCUUCAUCGUUUUGGUGGCUGCGUUUGCUCCCAACAUCAGUCAGCCAAAUCAACCCAGCCUCACCCCUCACCCACAGCAGCCAUCUGCCCUUCUUGCCGCCCUCAUUCUCCUGCUGCUGCCUGACUUCCCAACCAACCAACCAACCAGCCAAGCCCGUCAGCGAAGACUUCCUCUGCCCUUACCUGCCUGCGACUAGCUGAUCAUCAACGAUGAUGUCUCGUGCCUUGUUCUUGGCUGCGCUGCUCUGCGGCGUGGCUUCUGUCGCCCUUGCAAACACCGCCCCAGCAGGGAUCAACACUGGUGCAGAGAUUGAUGCCCAGACUUUCAUCGACAGCCUCGGCCUGACUGUGGACACAUGCGCAACCCUGACAGCUGCAUCUGAGGGCUACUACUUUGAGAAGGGGUUUGAGACUGGCCUGUCCCGUUCUCGCUGCGACAUUGGCGGCACAUGCAUGUGCAAGAAGUUUGACCUCUGCGACAACGGCGACUGCUUCAAGGUCUAUCCUUGCAACACCACCAGCGGCGAACCUGACAGCAACUGUCUCGCCGUCACCAACUGCACGCAGACUGUCUUCGAGACAAUCAUGGAGGUUGAGGUUGACUGCAACCGCCAGAACUUGACGGACAAGGACGAGGCAGAGGUCGAUUUCUUUGGUUUCCGCUGGAAGCAAGCGCUCGAGGAGGACUGUGGUAUUGGCCGGGUUUGCCGCUACAACGGCGAUACCUCCGAAACCCUCGACAUUGUUGCAUACAACCGCUUCCGCACCAACACGUUGAACCCGGCUCAUGUUGACACGAUUGAUGUGUGCGCACAGACAGCCAACUUCCGGUUCAACUUCUGCACCGUCAUUUCCGCGAGCGUGUAUGAACCCACAACGACGACCACAACGACUACGACCACAACGACUACCACCACCACGACAACCACUACCACGACAACCACUACCACAACUACUACCACGACCACAACGACCACCACCACUACUACGACCACGACUACCACGACUACCACCACCACAACUACCACUACACUUCCUGACUGCGAUUAUGACUGCAACGAGGAGACCUUCGCUUGCGUUGGCGACGACGUGUUCAGCCCAUCUGUGGACGAUUUCUCCAGCUGCGUUGCCGAUCAGGGGCGCCACAACUUCACUGCCCUGAUUGACUUUGGCAUCUGCCUCGCCGACUGCGACGACCUCACGCCCAACGCAAACUCCACCCGCGCCGAAGCCCGCUCCUACUUCUUCUGCAUCACGAACUGUGCUUUCUCCACGACCAGCAACGACUGCGACGUCGUGUACACGUCCACAACCAUGGCACCGACGACCACAACCACGUUUACGACGCCGACGACCACAACGACGACCACGACCUCAACCUCCUCCAGCAACAUCAUUGCCUAACCAGCGGCUACGCCUGCCUGUUGUCCAAUUUCUCGCUUUGUCACUUCCAUGUGGAUCUGUGGAUGGGCACAACUUGUCGCUGAGUGUAGCACACGGCCCGUUCACCAGACAACAAUGCCUCGACCACCUUCCGACCUUGUCAUCCUUUGCUUUGGGUUUUCUGUGUGCUUUGUUUUGUUUCCUACCGAAACCUCGCCCCCCCCCCCCACCUCC
Messenger RNA from Salpingoeca rosetta, 1660 nucleotides. RefSeq lists its product as uncharacterized. Gene Ontology annotation, molecular function: cell adhesion molecule binding. Gene Ontology annotation, biological process: cell adhesion; extracellular matrix organization. The transcript is spliced from 9 exons. NCBI's taxonomy places the organism in Eukaryota, Choanoflagellata, Craspedida, Salpingoecidae. The record is from RefSeq and is a predicted model, not a curated record. The coding region runs from base 254 to 1447 and encodes 397 amino acids. Gene Ontology annotation, cellular component: extracellular matrix.